This is a messenger RNA of Atta colombica, 2325 nucleotides long. RefSeq lists its product as uncharacterized. The transcript has 15 exons. The record is from RefSeq and is a predicted model, not a curated record. The coding region runs from base 1 to 2325 and encodes 774 amino acids. Gene Ontology annotation, molecular function: protein binding. Lineage: Eukaryota; Metazoa; Arthropoda; Insecta; Hymenoptera; Formicidae.
AUGGACUGUCAUUUAGAGAAAGCAGAGAAUACAAAAGGUAGAAAGCAAUCAGCAUCUUGUUCAAAUCUAGGCUUGCCGAUGAAGCAGAUAGAAAUUUAUCCCAAAAAAACGAGCAUUAAAUCAACAUUCAUCGUAAAUGAAGGGAAUGAAACGGAUAAUUGUAGUCGUGUGUUUCCCUUCCAAGCUACACCCAGUGGUAACCUCAAAAUCAUUCCGAAUCAGGUUGUAUUCGAGUCAAAGAAGUUCAGCGUUUUAGCUGCUGAUCCGCGACACACGAAAGUCGACGUCAAGGCUGAGCUUAAUCGAUCGGGUAACAACGUUAGCACAUCCGUUUUCGACUCUCCGAAUCAAACAAGAUACAUCGAUCUCCCGCUUGGUAUCACACCAUCAACAAUUGAUCAAUUACAGGCACAGAAAAAAUUACCACAUAUCGAAGGAAGUUAUAGACGGACGCAAUCAAGUACAAAGUUUUAUUCAUCAGAAAUGGAACAAAACCAUUCGGUACAAUCAACAUCUCAUCAACUUCCUCCAAUGAACGAAAUACCACUUGCCUCAUUGGGAUUUACGAAUGAACAACCAAUUGAUUGGAAUAAUAUAAUUCUUCCAGAAAAGAGUGAUUUGUAUCAAGAAUUAGCUAUACGCAUCACGAAUUAUAAGAAUGCUGAUUGUGUUAUUCGAAUUGAUCACGAUGAAUUUCACUGCCAUCUCCUUGUUCUGCAAAGUUACAGCACAUUUUUCGAUGAGAAAAAUUGCAAGAAUAUUGAUUUAUCUGGCAGUAGUGUGACCUCCAAGGCUUUUUCUAUUAUUUAUGACUGGAUGAUAAGUCCAAUCAACGAAAGUUGUCAGCUUUUACGAAGAGAUAAUAUAUUAGAAAUUUUCAUGGCUGCACAAUAUCUGGGUAUCAAAGAAUUAGAAGAGCAAUGUUGGGCAUUCAUUGACAAUGACGAGCUCUUCUCCGAGGAUACUGCUUUCUUACUAUAUUUGGAUGCAAAGAAAAUCGGGAAUACUGCAGUAAUGGAAUUGAUGGUGCCGAGAAUUAUGAAAUUUUUCUUGAUGCUUGUUAGCACAAAAGAUUUUUUGGAAUUGUCAAUGGACGAAUUAUGUUUACUACUGAAAUCUAAUUAUAUUUGCGUUAAUAGCGAAAUGGAAGUUUUAAUGUCUGCCGUAAGAUGGUUAAUGCAUGAUUGGAAUGAAAGAAAGCGAUAUAUGCUAGAGGUACUUAAAUGUGUUAGAUUUGGACUUAUAGCUCCGUGGCAAUUAGUAGAUGUCAAAAGAAAUCCUGAAAAUCCUGAAUUUAUGGAAUUGAUGUCUUAUCCUGAAGUACAAAAAAUGGUGGAUGAUGGCCUCGCAUUUGUUAUUAUAAAAUAUUGGUAUGGUAAUCAAACUGAAGAUUACUAUCAUUGGAUCGAUUUACUUGGACUUAGCGAACCAACUAAUCGUAACUGGGCAGGAGAAGACAAAAAUUAUGUUACGUAUCGCGAAUUUCUGUUAUAUCUUGAAGAAUAUCAAAAAACAAACAUCUCAGAACUAAAAACAAGAAAGAUUCAAACAAAACCUAUCCCUCCUAAUUUUCCUCCUAAAGAUAGCUCACUAUUAUCUCUAGAGAGAAUACGUGCAGAUUGCAAUAAAAAUCGUUGCAUAGAUUCACAUCUUUUAGAACAAUAUAACACAAUGCAAACUCAAGAACCAAAAAAAUAUGUAUCAAAAAUUACAACUUCAUCGGGUAUAGUAAUGUCACCUGAAAUCCUAACUAAUUGUCUCAGCAAUAUAGGCAAAAAUAAUAUGAGAGCGAACAAAACGCAAUACGAUGGAAAUAAAAAUAAUAAAUCUAUCAUUCGUGAUACGAAAUAUUGCGAGGCAAGUGAAUUAUCCAGAAAAUCUUUGGAAUUUUUAAAGCAUACAAAAUCUAUGUAUGAACAUCAGCAUGAGAUUCCGACGGUUAUUGAUAAAUCAAGGUACGAAGAUCGACAAGAAAAAAAUUACAAUCGCAAGCAUUGGGAACAAAAUGUUAUAUUUCCCAUAAAGAAACAACAGAAUAAAAUAAUGAAAAAAUCAAGAUGUAUAGAAAAUCAUGUCGAUUCAGCUAAAUCUGAAGAAGAAGCAGCUACUAUGAUACAAGCUACGUAUAGAGGAUAUAAAGUUAGAAGAAAAUUUGAUGAAAUUAAGAAAUCGUCUUUGGAAGAAAAACAAAAUGCUCAAAAAGUGGCUGAGCUGUUAUCUAUGUCGACGAGUCAAUGUGGAUGGUCACUUCAAAAAUCAUUACAUCCAGUUAACGUAUCCAACAAUAUUAUAAAUCAUACAAAAAACACACUACAUUAUAUGUGA